AUGUCAGUUGUAUCUUCAAGGGUUAGUGGUGUCUCAUCAAUUCUAAAAAGUCCUGGUGUUAGAUCGCAACUUAUUAGACAAUCUAAUAGAGUAUAUUUCAAACUUCCAAAAGAUCUUAAAAAUAUUAUUUAUAAUUUCGAAUCUGGCAAUGGAACAAAGGAAUAUGAAGAUUUAAUAUGUAUCUUACAAGAUUCAAGUAUAAAGGAUACAGAUUUAAUAGAGUUUUUGUCAAAUGUAAGGCAAUGUAUAUCAUUACUAGGUCCUUUCCAUAAAGUAUUUGUAGAAACACUUUUGCAAAUAAAAUGGACCAGUCGUUCAUUAGAUGUAACAUCUUCUUAUAAGGCAUUCAUAGAAGAUUUAAUUUGUAUGCAAAUUCAUUAUGCUAAAACUACAAUAGAUAAUUUAGUUGAACAAUUUAAACCAGAAGAAGAUGUUCAAAGGUUAAAUCAUAUACAUGAUAUCCUCCACAAAAUUUUAAAAGUUGUACCAAUGUCAAGCGAACUUCUGUUACAAUCCCUUAUAGCAAGAUUCCCAUAUAUUGUUCAUGGAACUCACACCCAUGAAGUAUAUGUUUAUGCAUUAAUUCAAAUAUUAGAAUAUGCACCUCAGCUGAGAUCCGAUAUUCUAUCUCUAAUUAUUAAUAGGUUAAUGGUAUUAGAUGUAAAUAUACCACGCUUAGAGAUAGAUAACAAAGAAGAAGACUUAAUGGAUGAUGGUAGUGAAUGUGACAGUAUACUUGGUAAUGAAAAUAAUGUUGAAGAAAAUAAUAUAACAGAAACAGAUAAAAUACAUCCAAUAGCUCAUAAAUUGGAUGUGUGUAUGGAACUGAUUCUAAAAUAUAUGCAUCACUCUUGUUUUGUAAAUGGUGUCUUGCAAAUAGAACAUUUAAAAAGUCUCUAUUUUGAUAUAUUACAAAUAUUUGAAACAGUCGUAUUACCCACUCAUGCAAGUCAAUAUGUGCAGUACAUUACAUUCUAUAUUUGUAGUUUUAAAACAGCUGUUGUGGAGGCUUUUGUAGAUUGGUUAUGGCGCAAAGUAUCAGAUCCUAAUACACCUUCUGUUAUACGACAUAUAUAUAUAAUUUGCAAUUUAAAAAAAUAAUUUUUUUUACACAUUUUCAUUAGGUUGGUAAAAGCAGUGCAAUUUAGAAUGUCUAAAUGGAUACAUGACUAUAUCAAUAUGCAAGAUUACUCAAAGUACAUAGACGACGAAAGUAAAGAACAUAGUGUAUUUUAUUCUGUUUGUCAAGCAUUAUUUCUUAUAAUUACUAAAAGACAUAAUGACUAUCCUGAUUCAAAAAAAUAUAUGUUAUAUUUACAAGAGUUGGAUUUAGCAAAAAUUAUAACAUGUAAAUUAAAUCCAUUAAAAGCUUGUCAUCCUGAUAUUGUGCAUAAUUUUGCAGAAAUUACUCGAAUGUAUCAAUUGGCAUAUUGUUAUACUAUAAUUGAAAAUAAUACACGAAAUCAGCUUCCAAUUUUCGAUAGUAAAAAUUCAACAAUAUCUAUAGUCGAAAAUUUUUUCCCAUUUAAUUCUUAUACAUUACCACGAAGUGGACAGAGAAUAAUUUCUCUUUUGCGUCAUAAUGUUAGCAGCAGUGAAUGCAGAACAACUAUUAAAUAUAAGGAAGAUAUUGAAUAUAUGACUACAUAUUAG
This is a messenger RNA of Habropoda laboriosa, 1653 nucleotides long. RefSeq names its product RNA polymerase I-specific transcription initiation factor RRN3 (gene Tif-IA). Gene Ontology annotation, biological process: transcription initiation at RNA polymerase I promoter. Gene Ontology annotation, cellular component: nucleus. NCBI's taxonomy places the organism in Eukaryota, Metazoa, Arthropoda, Insecta, Hymenoptera, Apidae. Gene Ontology annotation, molecular function: RNA polymerase I core binding; RNA polymerase I general transcription initiation factor activity. The record is from RefSeq and is a predicted model, not a curated record.